AUGGUUGCAUACUUUAUAUUUGAACGCCAGUUCCCCAGAACCAAUUGUCGUUGGACAUUGGCCCUGCAACAGCUGCAGAUACAGAGUUUUGUCGUGGAUUGCAAUCGCACGAAAGAGAAGCGUCAGAAAUUACCAAAACUCGGGAGAAUAGGCUGGACGAAAAGGGAAUUUUUACCUCUCCCAAUCGGUGCUCCGGGCAGCAGACAAGUUCCCUUGGAACCGCAAUUUAGUCGUGGACAGAUGCGCCUAACUUGGAAACUAUUCGAUAUAUUUGUAGAUGCCAUGGAGGAGCUUGGUUUGAGUGACAAGUGGAUGAUCUACGCUGGCAGUCUGGUGGGAUCUUUUCGGCAUCACGAUAUCACGCCUUGGGACGAUGAUCUGGAUGUUCUCGUUGAUUUUGCAGUAAGACCGCUAAUGGUGGAGAAGUUGAGAACGCUUGCACCCGAAAUUAUAAUUGGCGAGGCUGGUUUGAGAGACAAGUUAUACACAAAAUAUAUUGAACCGAGCAAUAUCUCGCAGGACUCUGAUGUUUUCCCGCUGAUAUUCCGACCCUUCUACAAACACUGGGUUCCAGCACCAAGGCAUUCGUUUUCGGUUCUCAUGCAGUCCUAUCCCGGAGACAUCCAAUGCACCGUUUUCGACUGGUCUCAUCCAUUUGAGAGGAACAUGAAAAAUAUGUCCAUACCGUGCGUUAAACUGGCAUCUCGAUAUGCCUUCGUUGAACGCAGCCCUCUCUACGACAACGGCCAAGAGAAGGAUGGCAGCAGUCCGUCAGAUAUGAUUUGGAUCCGCGAGAGGCUGAUUCGCGGUGGUGAGAUCAUUCAUGAAAUACAGUUGGUUGCACCCAGUCUCGAAGCACGCAUGGAAACUUACGCACUGCGAGUGAAACCCUAG
This is a messenger RNA of Dibothriocephalus latus, 894 nucleotides long. The record is from the annotation of a GenBank genome assembly. NCBI's taxonomy places the organism in Eukaryota, Metazoa, Platyhelminthes, Cestoda, Diphyllobothriidea, Diphyllobothriidae.